This is a messenger RNA of Prorocentrum cordatum, 675 nucleotides long. Lineage: Eukaryota; Dinophyceae; Prorocentrales; Prorocentraceae. The record is from the annotation of a GenBank genome assembly.
CGGUGAUCCACUUCUGUGCCCACAUGGAGCGGACGGGCCGGGUCCCGUCGGGUUGGCUCGACAAGUGGGCGCAGAACAAGAGCAUCGCGGUCACCGACCGCGUUUACUACGAGCUGAAGACGAUCAUUGAUGCGCUGGAGUACGCUGGUUGCUAUGACCAGAUCAAUUCGGGAUCGCUGGUGUUCGCUGAGCUCCUGUGCUUGCGGGCGCAGGCGAUUGUGGACGCCUACGAGAAUAACCCGAGCAAGCCGAGCUUCGAGAACGCGAAGUACUUCUCGGGGCUCAAGAGCUUGUCGGACGCAGUGUGCCCAGACCUGAAGGGCUUCGCGGCUCGGAAGGCCAAGGAAGAGACGGAGGUGGAGAAGCAGCGGCAGAAGGUCAGGGAGCUCCGAGGCAAGGCCGACGGGAAGGGCGACAAGACUGGAGCCGCUGGCAAAAAGAAUUAGGCGUGACGCGUGGGCCUGGGGGGACCAGCAGGCCCACGCAGGAGACAGCACUGGUCCCACCUUCCUGGACAAGGAUGCUCACCCCGGGAAGAUUUUCCCCGUGCCUCUGCUCGACACCGAGCCGGCCCCCCGAUCACUCUCUCGCGGAGUUCGUCGGCGGAUUGGCCGUCGGCGCGCGUUGGACAAUAGGGCCAACGAGGUUCUGCAUGCGCUGAAUUGGAUGUCCGGC